AUGAGUUAUGUAUCAGAUUCUGAAGAAGAAUCAAUUGUACCGGUAACAUCACUAAUAUCAAAUCAUAAAUUGAAUGAAAAACUCAAAAAUUUGUCAUCACAUCAGAGGAAUAAUAUUAUAAAAAUGGUUCAAAUCUUGAUGCCCAAGAUGAAUUCCACCACUGUUCCAAAUCCAGAUAUCAUUGACGAUAGUGAAGAUGAGGCAAAUGAUCCGCUUCGACUAUUUGAUUUCAUACCUCAUAACGAAGAAACUCGAAAUAUUACUGAUUGUACAGAAGAAGACGUCCUUGUAACCGAAAAUAAAGAAAAUGAAAACCAUUUGAAAGCUUAUAUGAGUUCUAAAGCUCAAGAUUAUGCACCCAUAAGGACUUUAAGAAAAAGGAAUUUUGCAAGUACUCAUCCAUACUUAUCAGAUCAAGCUUAUUAUUUAGGUUUAGCGGACAUUAGUGAAUUAAAUUCUAUAUACGAAGAAAAUAAUCAUAGUCUUGAAUCAAUUGUUAAAUUACUUAAUUAUAAUUAUAUGAAAUUGAAAGAAAAAUACCCAAGAGAUGAAAAAUUUAAACAAAAAAACUUUUAUGCAAUUUUAGGAAAACAAUCUAAAGCUGCUCAACAAGUUGAAGCUGAAGAAUCAGGUACACAAAUAUCAAAUGAUGUUGAAUUUGAAGAACUGCAAAAUGCAGCGAACGAAAUAUUACCACUGCAAAUGCUGGUUCAAGAGUUUGCGGCAUCUGAAAUUGAGUCACCAGAAGAAAGUCAAGAUGAAGAUGAAGGUUCUUCUAGUGAUGAUGAGGAAAUUCAAGAUAAAGAUGUUUACGUUAGAGUUGGUGGUAAAUUUAGAAAAGAAAAAUCUGCAUUGAAAGGAAUUUUACCAGAAUCUGCAAAACAUUUACCUAUUUAUCGUAACAAUAAACAAAAUGGGAGAAAAAAUUCAAAACAAAAAACAAUCGAAAUUAGAAAAGGAAUGGCUAUAAAGAAAAGUAGAAAGAAUAGAUCUUUAAAUGUAAGAGAAACUAUGGAUGAUUUGAUUGAUGACAAUAUUUAUAGUGAGGAUGAAAUUGAUUUUCAAGCGACAAAUUAUCAGAAUAUUGAUCAACUUGCCGAUUUGGAGAAUGAUUACAACAUAAAUUACACUAGUGACACGUUCGACCAGUGGGAUGACUCUUCAUCGAUAGAUAACACUAAUUUUGAUGGUACUUUUCCGGGUGCACGUUCUGUUUCACCAAUAGUGUUGUCGGACUUUUCAGACUCAUCCAUGGAACCAGAAUCAGAUGACGAUUUAAAUUUAUUUGUUCACUCGGACCAUGAAGAGGAAGACUUACAAGCAGUCAUCGAUCUAAAUGAUGAAGCUAUAGAAAGUAGUGUGAUUGAUAGAAUGUUGGCUCCAAAUAACAUACGUAAAUCUAAUCCCAGCAUUAAACCCAACAAAAAGUCAUCAAACACCACAACAAAACCAAGAUCUUCAAACACAAAGGCUUCAGGAACCCCUAGUAAAAGAAAUGGUUCUACAAAGUCCAAUAAAAAACCAAAACCCCCAUCACGAACCCCUAAACUGAAGACAAAACACAAGCAAUCAAGAUUAUUCCGAGAAUCAUAUCGACAAUUGUCAGUGAAGCCAAUUUCCAGAACUCAAUCCACAAAUAAGAGGAGAAAGAAAGAAAAUACGAAACAAAAAUCAAUGCAAAAAUCAAUAGACAAAUACAUCAAUCCUGGACGAGUAGAUAAUUUAAGAACCCCUAUAUACGCUACAACUGCAUUUGAAGCUGAAGGUAACCAAUCAAUUAAAGUUACAAAAUAUCAGAAAUACUCCACAAACUCAAACAUAAUCAACUUAUCCACUCAACCAGAAUUUGUUCCUGGGUGUAUACUCAAUCUUAUUUCACUUAAUCGACUACAUCAUGCAGCAGAUGGGAAAUCUUUACAUAAGUUCACCGAUCCUAUUGAACUAACUUAUAAAGAAACCAAAUUUUGUUUCUCACUUAUUAAUUUGGAAAAUUCAAUCGAUGGAGCUGAGUCAUUGUUAAAACUGAUUAAUAAUGACAUUUUAAAACUGAAUUUAAAUGGUAAAGAAUUUGAAAGAAGUAUUUACGACUGUAUGAAAGGAUUAAUAGGAUGGUACUUACUUCUGCAACGCUCUCCUACAUUAGUGGAAUGGGCUUUGGUUAAUUCCUUAUUGUCAAAUGUCAAAGAAAGCACCUUGAUAUCAAAUUCCAACAAAUUAUUUUUUGUUCCAUAUGUAAUUUUACUACAAUACGUAAUGUUUAUUGGGGAGCAAAUUAAUGGCAUAGGGGCUAAUGGAAAAUUUUGUGUUCAAUCAAGUGGUACUUUUUAUUGGAGUUUGUGGUUCCCCAUGUUUGAUUCUAAUGAUUUUGAAAAAAUUAAUUAUGCUGGUGGAGAUGGUAUUAGAAGCAAAGAGACGGAAUCUUUUUAUAUUAUUUGCACUAUAUUAGAACUUCAAAAAUCUUGGUGGUCAAGUAUUACAGCUUCAAUUGAUGAAUUCUAUACCUCGUUUGAUCUUGAAAUUUUGUUAGAGGCAAUCUUUUGUUUAAUUCAAAUCUCAAGAACACCAUCAUGGAAACCAUUACAAGCUUAUUUCAUGAAACUUAAUGACGAUAUGGAUGCGGGCAUUUAUUAUCGUUACGUGGACAUUUUAUAUAGUACAUGCCAAUUCAGAAACUGGCAUUUAGAUGAAAGUUUAUUGUUGCAAAUACAUGGCAGUAUUUUGAAAAGGAACUUUGCAAAUUUACAAGAUGAAGAAAUGGAUCAAGAAAUAUAUCAUCAAAUCAAGUCUAGAUAUGACAUCGGCGGAGAAUCAUUUUAUGAUAGAUAUAUGCAACUAUUGUCAUGGCAUAUAUCAUCCAUGUCGGAUGAUUCUCAGGUUAAAAGGUUCAUUACCAAGCUAUACUCCUCAAAUGAUUUCCAAUACUCAAACGAUAAGAAACAUAGAGUAAUGUUCAUCAAUAGAUUUAAUUUAAUAAUUUUGUUAGCUCUGUAUUCGUCUUCAGAUCAAAGAAAUCAAAUACUGAAUUUAAUUAAUUCUAUGAAAGAUGUAACAGACUUAAAAUUUGUAAAAGCUGCAGUCAAAGGUCUUACUGUCACAACACAAAUCAUUUUCUCCAAAAAAUUGAAGUUGCCAAUGGAUGCAUUGCAAGCGAUAAUGAUUAAAUUAAAUUCCAUUUGGUUCAAUAAACCGGGUAUGAAGAAAUUAUGGAACUAUUUUAUGUCACCAAUAAAUAAACUAGUAGAUGACAAUGCUGAUGAAGCUUUCCAAUUCUUACUAUUGGCGAAACCGUUGAAUGUAAACACAACUAAACAAAUGAAUAAUGGCAUUAUCAAUUUAUGUUUGAAGAUUAUCCAAUCACUUAAUUUACCGAAGUUGAAUCAUGCUCAAAUCAAAAUCAUUCAAAAUGUAAGCGGUAUUAGUUUAAAGCUAUUAGAACACUACAUGAUGGAAAAUUCAGAUAGAAAUCAAGAGGUAAUUAAAAAUUGUAUAUCUUUGUGGAUUCUGACUUGGAACGCACUUGGAAAUAAUUGGGAUCAAAUUGUUUUACAAAAAUUUCCAUAUAUAGGAGUUGAAAGUGAAAGAGAGAAAUAUGUUUUAUUCUUUUACUCUAAAGUGCUUGUUUUUCAUGACAUUAGAUCAUGUAAGGAGAUAGUCAUAUCAAAUAUAUUGAAUGGAUUGAUGUUACCAAAACCACCUGUUGAUAGUAUUGAGUUGAUGAAAGCUCUAGCUUAUAAGAAUUGGGAUUGUUUUUCAUUCAUGAAAAUGUAUAACUUUGACAAUAUGGAACAUCCAAGGUUGAGAUUCAAUAUUUUUUCAAAAUUGAUUCAUAGUUUAUCUACUAGAUCUGAUUUCAGUACCUUUGUUUCAGAAACUUUGAAGAGAUUGAUUAAGGACAUUUGGGAUAAAGAUUUCGCAAAUUCAGUUUUAAAAGAGUUAAGUAAAUAUACAAAUUUGGAUUUUAAAGCUCAAACGCAAAUAACAGAAUUAUCGAGUAAAAUUGGGUAUGAUCAACCACAAUUUCAAAUAUUACCUUUUGAACAACAAAUUGAAGCAGUCGAUAUAGAAUUAUCUAAAGAUGAUGAUGAAUUCGAAACUGAAGAUCUUGAUAUUUUAUAUUACUUUAUGGGAAAAGAGAGUACAAACAAAAACUGGCACGUCAUUAAUAAAUUGGUUUAUCAAUUUCAUAAAGCACUUUUCAAGUAUAAAUUCAAAUUGACUAAUUGUAAGUUUUACGGUUUUUUGAACUUGCUUCAGACAACUUGGCAGAAUGAUGGAGAUAGAGACUAUGACGAAAGUAAAAUUUUAGCCAUGAUUACUAUUUGUAAUCUUUUCUUCGAUAUUAAAUACAUUUUAUUUGAAGGUUAUUGGCCGUCGAAAACGUUUGAAACAUUGUAUGAGAAUUUGAAAGUCUAUGUUGGAGAGUUUAGUCAGCACGGCCACUCAAAUGCUGAGUUUAAAGAGGCGCUUGAAAAAAUACUUAAAUAG
This is a messenger RNA of Lodderomyces pseudojiufengensis, 4485 nucleotides long. RefSeq names its product Mms22p (gene MMS22). The transcript has a single exon. Gene Ontology annotation, cellular component: nucleus. Lineage: Eukaryota; Fungi; Ascomycota; Pichiomycetes; Serinales; Debaryomycetaceae. Gene Ontology annotation, biological process: DNA repair; replication fork processing. The record is from RefSeq and is a predicted model, not a curated record. Bases 1 to 4485 code for a protein of 1494 amino acids.